AUGCAUUUUCGACCACUUGGGGCAUUGGCGGCACUUGCCCUCUGUGUUGGAGAGGCCGCAGCCGCAUGCCCGUACCAACACCAAAUAUCGGAAUCCCUGCGCCGCAACGUCCACGAGUAUCCAAGAACCCCCGAAGCGUCGGAAAAGAAGGGUAUCUUCUAUAUGAACCGCAUCUCCCCUGGAAACUCUCGUCUCUAUAUCGCCAACUCCGAUGGCAGCAAUGUCAAACCGCUUGAGAGCAACAGCACGGCUGGCUUUGAUCUACAUCCCUCGUGGUCUGCCAGUGGAGAAUGGAUUGUGUUCACAAGCGAACGACGCGCCGAUGGGCAGGCUGACAUCUACCGCAUCAAGCCCGAUGGUACGAAUAUUGAGCCUUUAGUCCACACUGAUUCAUUCGAAGAUGCGGGAACGUUAUCACCGGAUGGCAAUUACUUGGCCUAUGUGUCUACAUUUGGAAACUUCACCGCAAACAUUUGGGUCAAGGAUUUGAAGACCGGUAGCAUGCGCAACUUGACAGACACAGCAGCCACACGGGGUGACCGCACAAGUCCCCAGGGGCAUUUUCGGCCAGCCUGGUCGCCCGAUUCACAAUGGGUUGCCUUCAGCUCCGAUCGCAACACUGAUUGGACUGGUCAUAGCAACGGAACUGGCUGGGAACAUACUCAAACACUCUCAAUUUAUGUAAUUCGGCGAGAUGGCACUGAUUUCCGCCGCGUUGUGAGUAAAGCUGGAUACUCGCUAGGCACGCCCCAAUGGUCACCGGAUGGGAGCCGUAUCCUUUUCAAUGAAGUUCUUACUGAAGACACGUAUAAUUCGCACGGCAUCUCAAACUCAGUGGCUUCUGUUACUGGCCAGAUCUACAGCGUUGAUUUUAAAACUGGUCGUGAUCUUGUGCAACAUACUUCGGGUAUUGGCAUGAAGGUUGGUCAACACUUUAUCGGGAACAGCAGCAAUAUCGGUUAUUUGAUUAAGGGUGGAGACAAUCAAGGUGUUCAUUAUACCGCACCUGAUUCAAUCCACAAGGCAUUCAACUUCACCUAUUUACGUGAUCCUACUUGGUCACCAGAUGGUACCAAGCUUGUUUUUGAGGUGUUGACAUGGGAUAUCCGUGCGGCUGGCAAAAAGCUGUUCAACUUCGAUGAUGACUGGGAGUAUCGCUUCAUUGACACUUUCCCAUUGAUGAACAGCGCAACUGGGCGGAUAGCAGUGACUGAGAAGCAACUGGGGAAUUCAUCAGUCGUUACGUCUAAUGGCAAACUAUCCGAUAAAAUUGAUUCAUUCGACGUGUACGAUGUUUGGUCAAGCCGCAAUGAGACCGACGAGGAAUGGGUAACAACAGGUACUGGCGGUGCAUUCCAACCAACAUGGAACCAAGAUGGAUCCCAAAUCGCAGUGGGCCUUGGUGUUUGGUUUUCUGGUCGUAACGAGGAUCCGGGCACGAUCUACUUGGCUAAUGCGACCGGUGAUGGAUUUAAAGAUAUCACCAAAACACCAGCUAAUCUCAAUGCCGGCUUUCCAUCAUUCUCACCUAAUGGCACUAAGCUUGUUUACCGGUUAUGGGACGUGGUUAACAAUUCCCCAUUGGGUCUUCGGAUUUUGGACCUCGCGACAAAGCAAACUACGAAUUUGACUAUGGGUUGGGAUAAUACGCCAGGUUGGUCACCGGACGGAGAGCGUAUUGUUUUCACUCGUCAAGUCAAUUGGACUGCGGAGUAUGGCAGCCGUUGGUAUUCCGACCGCUUCGAUAUUAUGACUAUUAAACCUGAUGGAAGUGAUUUGACUCGUGUCACUGAUAGUUUGGCUAAUGAUGCGCAUGCGGUAUGGUCUUAUGAUGGUCGCAUUCUUUGGAGUAGUGGCAUGUACGGAUUUCGUGACGAAUGUGUUCUCUAUGAUGAUACGUUCCAGCCAUAUGGGCAGAUCAUGGUGAUGAAUGCUGAUGGGUCGAAUAAGACUCUACUAACUGACAGCAUGUGGGAAGACUCCAUGCCCAUGUACUAUCCAAAACAAAAUUAA
Penicillium angulare is the source of this 2013-nucleotide messenger RNA. RefSeq lists its product as uncharacterized. The coding region runs from base 1 to 2013 and encodes 670 amino acids. NCBI's taxonomy places the organism in Eukaryota, Fungi, Ascomycota, Eurotiomycetes, Eurotiales, Aspergillaceae. The record is from RefSeq and is a predicted model, not a curated record. The transcript has a single exon.